Molecule: messenger RNA, 2706 nt
Organism: Lodderomyces jiufengensis
Lineage: Eukaryota; Fungi; Ascomycota; Pichiomycetes; Serinales; Debaryomycetaceae
Product: putative E3 ubiquitin-protein ligase
Exons: 1
Coding region: 1-2706 (901 amino acids)
Biological process (GO): protein polyubiquitination; proteasome-mediated ubiquitin-dependent protein catabolic process; positive regulation of protein catabolic process
Molecular function (GO): ubiquitin-protein transferase activity
Source: RefSeq, a predicted model, not a curated record
AUGCUGAGUCUGACUAAGAUUAAAUCCAAAGAGAAACAAACCUCGAUCAAAAAUUCAUGGAGUCUAAAGGGGAUAUUAAAUUUAAGCGACUCAUAUGGUGAAAAAUCAAAUGAUAUUAAAAAAUCCUCAAUCAAGUUACCUAAUGCAAUUGAAACUGAGAUGGUAAACGAUACUAGUAUUAGUAGCCCCAAUAGCUCCAGUAGCUUCAAAAGUGUGAAUAAAUGUUUUUGUUGUGGUACUAUAUUAACUUUUCCAAAUCAAGCCAAAAAAUAUAAAUGCUCUAUAUGUCAUACAACAAAUAUAAUUGAAGUCAUACAACUGGAUAAUGAUCUCGAAAAGCACAAUUUAAUUUCGUUGAAAGAUGUUAAUAACCUAGUGGAUCAAUGUUUUAAGACUGCAGCAUCAGCUCAGGGACAAUCUCAAUCACUACAUGAAAUAUUUCAGCCAUUGUCAAAGUAUUUAUACGAUAAUUUCAAAUCUUUCAAAAUAUUGAAUAAUUCAUUUAAAAUACGGCGCUCUAGUCAUCGACCUCACUAUCAUAGUUCUAACAUUAACUACCAAGAAAUUCAAGAUUUAUUCACAUUAUUAACAAAAUUACCAACUAAAAGACCUUUAUAUUUAGCAUUAAAAGGAGCAAGUGAUAGUUUGAAAAGAAUUUAUAUCAAUUCCAAUGACGUUUUAUAUUAUAAUUGGAUUUAUAUUCUACUUCAUAUCCCUUUUUUGUCAAGUUCUUUAGUGUACGAUGAUAGGCAUAAAUCAAAGAAAAAAUUAAUGAAAGACGAACCAGAAAUCAAAGUAUUGUGUUAUGACAUUUUGAAAAGAUGCUUGGGAAUUGUUUCAUGCAUUGAUAAUGACCUUGUAUUGAAAUAUUGGUCAGCUUGGAUUUCAAAUUUGGAAUUAUCAUAUUUCAAUCAAAGACUAGACAUAAUAAAUUUGUACAUUACAUUUCAACUAAAGAAGUAUUUUUAUUUAGCAAAUAAUCCACAUAUCAAAUUAGCACCAUCUCCAUCAGCAUUAUCACCACCAAGUUCAGGAAAUGAAACUGAAACGGAAGAUCAAGAAUAUUUUCAAAAUGUAAAUUUAAAAGAUCAAAUUGCUUCAUCGCCUCUGUUUUCAUUAGCAGAACCUUUGACAUUUCCAAGAACUCAAAUUUCAAGUGAUCCAUUUCCGUUGAAAGCUAAAAAAGGAAAUUCAAAACAAGAAAAUAAAAUCAAAGUACAUCAAUAUGGUAAUGAUUGGAGAAUCAAAUCAGCAUUAAAAGCAUUAACAUUCUUUGUUAAAGCGAAUAAAUUAAGAGGAGAAUCUCAAUUACCAGUUUCUAUAUUUUAUAACUCAUUAGUUGAUUAUGUUAAUAUUAAAUUAGAUUUUGAUAGUUGGCAAAGCAACAAGAAUGUACAAAAUUCCAAAACUUCAAGUCAAGCUGAGUUGAAGUCCAUCAUUGGUUACAUUCAUGGUACAAGUAGGAACAAGAGUUUAUUUAGUGAUGCAUCAUUUUAUUUAUGUCAAUACCCAUUUUUAAUUUCUUUAGGGAGUAAAAUAUCAGUAUUAGAAUAUGAAGCAAGAAGACAAAUGGAGAGGAAAGCCGAAGAAGCUUUUAUUAAUUCAUUAGAUAAAAGAGUUGUCAUUGAUGUUUAUUUACGCAUAAAAAUUAGAAGGGAUCAUAUUGUACAAGAUUCUUUACAAGCAAUAAAACAAAAUAUGGAAAAUUUAAAAAAGAGUUUAAGAGUUCAAUUUGUAAAUGAACCUGGUGUUGAUGCUGGAGGGUUAAGAAAAGAAUGGUUUAUCUUGUUGGUUAAAGAGAUCUUUAAUCCUCAAACGGGAAUGUUUUAUAAUGUUGAAGACUCUAAUCUUUUAUGGUUUAAUACUGUACCUAUUGACAAUCAAGAUAUGUAUUAUUUAUUUGGAGCUGUAUUGGGCUUAGCAAUUUAUAAUUCUACAAUAUUGGAGUUACAAUUUCCUACUGCAUUGUACAAAAUUUUAUUAGGUAGAUCAUUAAAUAGAGCUGAUUAUGCUCAAUUAUAUCCAGAGUCUUAUAAAAACUUGAUGAAGUUGAAAGAACUAUCAGAGUCAGAAUUUUCAGAAUUAAGAAUGACAUUUGAGGUAAGUUAUGCUGAUGUAUUUGGUUCAUACCAUACUAAAGAAUUAAUUUCCAAUGGUGACAAUGUUUUGGUAACAAAACACAAUUUAGAUGCAUAUCUUGAUAAGUAUAUGAUGUUUUUCAUGAGAGAUGGAAUACGAAGACAAGUUGAAUCAUUUAUAAAAGGGUUCAACAAUGUUAUAGGAGGUAAUGCAGUAUCAUUAUUUCUGCAAGAUGAAAUUCAACUUUUGUUGUGUGGUAGUGAUGAUCAUAGAAUAGAUAUUGAUAUAUUAAAAUCAGUUACAAAAUAUAUAGGAUGGGGAUCAAGUUCAGAAGCCAUAAAUUCAAAAAUAAUUAUGUGGUUUUGGGAAUACAUGAAUGAGUCAAAUGAUCGAAAACGUAAAAAAAUAUUAACUUUUGUCACGGGGUCAGAUAGAGUACCAGCAACAGGAUUACAAAAUUUACCUUUCAAAAUCAGUUUACUAAACAAUGGGUAUGAUAGUGACAGAUUACCUUUAGCUCAUACAUGUUUUAACGAAUUGGCAUUAUACAAUUAUGGUAGUAAAGAUAAAUUGAUUAAUAAAUUAGAUAAAGCUGUUGAAGAAAGUUCAGGGUUUGGUAUUAAAUAA